This is a messenger RNA of Penicillium angulare, 3024 nucleotides long. Its product is annotated as non-ribosomal peptide synthetase. Lineage: Eukaryota; Fungi; Ascomycota; Eurotiomycetes; Eurotiales; Aspergillaceae. The transcript has a single exon. The record is from RefSeq and is a predicted model, not a curated record. The coding region runs from base 1 to 3024 and encodes 1007 amino acids.
AUGGAGCAGCUUUUAUGCAACCAGGCAAAUAAAUGCAUCGAAUCACUAGCCGUGAUUGACGGAGACGUGCGUCUUUCGUAUCGCGAUCUCAUAGCCAAAGCCGACACUUUGGCCAAAGAUCUUCUGAAGAAAGAACUAGCAACUGAAGAGCCCGUUGGCAUUCUAGCCGGGCCUGGCUGGGAACAAGUCCUAGCUCAGAUUGCCAUUCUCAGAGCAGGUGGAACAUCCACUCCGAUAGAUCCAUCUGUGCCCGACAAACAGCUGCACUCUAUGUUCAACGAUUUGAAUAUCCGACUCGUUAUAACCACCAAAGCUCUGUCCGAGCGAGUUUCUCAAUAUGAAUUUCAUCUCGUGGAAGCCGCACUCAAUUCUGGUUAUCAGGAAGAAGAUAAAAAACCAGUAGAAGUUCGCUCUGGGCAACCUGAAGCGUAUCGGAGUCAUCUUCUUCAUACAUCCGGCUCAACAGGCAAGCCAAAGGCAGUUCAGAUAUCCUCGAAGGCCGUGAUCCAUCUUGCCUCAUUCAUGCCUGUCGAUAUUAGACAUGGUGAUCGAGUUGGGCAGUUGAAUAACCCAGGAUUUGACCUUUCCUUGUUUGAGGUGUGGGUAACCUUACUUUCCGGCGGGACGAUUGUGCACAUCCCAAAAUCUGUCACGCGGGAUCCGGUGUCAUUCGCUUCUUUUCUCAAAGCCGAGAGCAUCGCGGCACUCAUCAUACCUACCGCCCUCUUCGUUGCAAUUUCUGCAGGAUCACCUUCUGCUUUCCAGGCAUUGCGCCAAGUUAUUACUGCAGGCGAAGCACCCAGUCCCCAGUGCAUAAAAAGCGUCCUGGAAAGUGAGGGUCCCCCUGAAAAUAUUUGGAACGGUUAUGGGCCCACUGAAACAACUUGUCUCUCGUCUCUUCAUCGAGUGACACUGGAAGAUGCAUACGAGGAGUCUAUCAGUGCUGGCCAGCCAUUCGGUGAUACCAUAAUCCAUCUACUGAAUGAGAAUGGAACUCCUAUCUCCGAAAACGACACCCGUGGCGAAAUAUGCAUUGGAGGCCCGGGUCUAUCUCCCGGAUACGUGAAUCGCCCGGAUGCGAAUAAAGAAAAGUUUAUCGAAAUUGACAUUGACAACACCACGGGCAACAGAAAAUGCCCCCUGUACCGAACUGGCGAUCUAGGGAUGUGGAAAGGUCAACCGAAACGCCUUUCCUAUAUCGGACGCGUGGAUCGCCAAGUCAAACACCAAGGUUUCCGAGUUGAACUUGAGCAAGUGGAGCAAACCAUGGCCCAAAACCAGAAGGUACAAGAGGUAGCAGUCGUGCAUGAGAAAAAUGAGACGCACGGUGGCUCGUUAGAGGCAUUUGUCGCUGCAAAGGACCAUGAGCCCCUCGACCCAAAAGAAAUCAUCAAAGCAACCCAAGAAACAAAUCCAUACUAUAUGGUUCCUGACAAAGUCCAAGUUGUCCCAGAGAUCCCACGCAACUCUCGCGGGAAAAUUGAUCGCGAAAAAUUGGUCAAAGAAUACAAGCAAUCUAAAUCGCGACCGAGUCCCAAUCACGUAAACGGGGAAAGCAGUCAACACAGUCUCAUUGCUAAACUAUUAGAAGAAGUCUCGGGACUCAACAACCUUAACGAGAACGACGACAUCAUUUCCCUCGGUCUUUCAUCUAUUCAGAUCGCCCGCUUUCUGGGCUUGGUCAAGCAAAGUCUUGGAGAAACUCUAUCCAUCAAGGACCUAUAUAUCAACCCAAGCAUCAAGACCUUGACAACCCACCUGGAACAAGCCUCAAGAGUCAAUUACGGCCCCUCGGAGGUUCUCCAAUUCGAAGAAGAUAGCCACCUUGCAGAUGACAUUCAGCUGAUUCCAGAUUGGCGAUCAGAAGGCCGCGUGUUCUUAACUGGAGCCACCGGGUUCAUCGGUAUAAACCUUCUCUACCGUCUCUUACAAAUGUCAUCCAUGAACAAAAUAGCAUGUCUAGUCCGAGGAAACGAUCACGCAACCCCAUUAGAUCGGAUAAAUGAAGCCCUACAUAAAUACGAUCUCUGGUCCGAAGAACUGUUAAAGAAUCUUCAACAGAAAGUUAUUACCCUUGAUGGAGACAUGACGCAAGAUCGACUUAAUUUAUCAGAGACCGACUACCAGUGGCUGAUCAACUGGGCACCAUCCAUCAUCCAUUCAGCAGCGAAGGUGAACUGGUGCGAGCCAUACAGUGCACACUAUGCACCCAACAUUCUCGGAACAAAGAACAUCCUCAAAGUCGCAGCAGAAGGCCGCCGAAAGACCUUCCAUUAUAUAUCCAGUAUCGACGUCUGGGCAGUAACGGGUCUAAUCCUCGGAACCGACGUAGUAUCCGAGGACGGCCCAUUAAAAGUCCACCUUGCAUCUCUCCCAUUUGACACCGGAUAUGCCCAAAGCCAAUGGGUAGCCGACGAGAUGGUCCAACGAGUACGCGAAAAGGGUCUAUCUGUAUCUAUCUACCGUCCUGGAUUCGUAGUUGGAGAUAGCCGGACAGGAGCCAGCAACCCGGACGAUUUCUUUGGUCGGAUGAUUGUCGGAUGUGCGCAGUUGGGAUUUUGGCCGAAACUGCCUACGCAGAAUAUGGAAUAUGUCACUGUUGACUAUGUCUGCGAUUGUAUUCUGGAAAUUGCUUCUGAGAACCUGAAUCUAGGACGAGCUUAUACUUUGAGUGCUCCUGAUCCGGAACUUAUUACGAAUAUGGAGCGGCUUUGUGUGUUGCUGAACGAGGCUGGCUUCCCGGUCCGGGAAAUCUCGUAUCCGGAUUGGUUGAAUAAGUUGCAGAGUUGGGAUAAGUUGGAGGUCAGUCCGUUGAUAUCAAUGAUGCCUUUGCUUGCGGAGCCUAUUCUGCGAGAACAUACUAGACUCCAGACGAGCAGGUAUUCGCCUGUGUACGACUGCACUAACACGUUGAAUGCCAUUUCUGCUCGAGAUGAUAUUGGAUAUACUCGGCUUACGUCCGAACUAGUUCGGAAGUCCAUUGAUUUUUGGAGAGCUAAGGGAUUCCAUAGCAUUCAACCUUAG